Trifolium pratense (red clover) is the source of this 3296-nucleotide messenger RNA. RefSeq names its product disease resistance protein RPM1-like. The record is from RefSeq and is a predicted model, not a curated record. Bases 147 to 2996 code for a protein of 949 amino acids. Gene Ontology annotation, molecular function: ADP binding. Gene Ontology annotation, biological process: defense response to other organism. The transcript has a single exon. Lineage: Eukaryota; Viridiplantae; Streptophyta; Magnoliopsida; Fabales; Fabaceae.
AUAUAAUGGUAGUUGACUUUUUCCUUGAAAGACCUUCAGAGAUUUCAUCACCAAUUUCUUGCAACAAUUCCCAUCUAGGGAGCAAAAAACAGAAGAGAGAAAGAUAGAAAUUUAAGGCAAGGCAAUAAGAAAGUGAAAGAAAAAAAAUGGCAGAUAGUCCAGUCUCAUUUUUAUUGGACAGGUUGACUUGGUUACUUCAAGAGGAAGUAAAUCUACAAAGAGGCGUCCGUGAAGAUGUUCAAUACAUCAAAGAUGAACUCGAACGCCACAAAGCUAUCUUAAUGGUAGCUGAUUCAUUGGAAGAUAAAGAUCCUGAACUCAAAGUAUGGGUUAAAAGGGUAAGAGAUAUUGCUCAUGACAUGGAAGAUGCUAUAGAUGAAUACAAUCUCCGCCUUGUCAAUCAUCGACAAGGUAACAACAAUUCUUCUUUUUAUAAGAUUCUUUUCGCCAUUAAGACCAUGAAAGGUAGACGUAGAAUAGCUUUGAAUAUUCAAGGAAUUAAAUCAAAAGUUGAAGUUAUCUCGCAAAGACGUCCAAUCAUAUCUGAUGUAGCUUCAAGCUCAAGUCAAAGGUUGGUUUCAACAAGACUUGAUAGUCAAGGUGAUGCCCUUUUGUUAGAAGAAGCUGAUUUAGUUGGUAUUGAAGAGCCAAAGAAGCAACUUACUGAUUUGCUUUUCAAAGAUGAAUCAAAUAGAGCUGUGAUUUCAAUUUAUGGCAUGGGAGGUUUAGGGAAAACAACCUUAGCCAAACAAGUCUAUGAUGAUCUAAAAAUCAAGAAACGUUUCAGGAUUCAUGCUUGGGUUAAUCUUUCUCAAUCUUUCAAAAUGGAAGAGUUGUUGAAGGAUCUUGUUCAACAGCUUUAUAGUGUUAUUGGUAAACCAGUUCCAGAAGCAGUUGGAAUGAUGAAAAUUGAAAAGGUGAAAGAGUUGAUCAAGAAUUUGCUUCAACAAAGUAGGUAUCUAAUUGUGCUUGAUGAUGUGUGGAAUGUGAAUGUUUGGGAUGCUGUGAAGCAUGCUUUGCCUAAUAACAACCGCGGAAGUAGAGUUAUGCUUACCACUCGCAAGAAAGAUAUAGCUUUGUAUUCUUGUGCUGAAUUAGGUAAGGAUUUUCACCUUCAAUUCUUACCUGAGCAAGAAGCUUGGUCACUUUUUUGUAGGAAGACAUUUCAAGGUAGUAAUUACUCGUGUCCUCCUCAUCUUGAAGAAGUUUGUAGGAAGAUCUUGAAAUUGUGUGGAGGGUUGCCACUAGCAAUUGUGGCAAUCAGUGGUGCUUUGGCUACACGAGAAAGAUCGAACAUAGAAGAGUGGCAGAUAGUUUGCAGAAGUUUUGGAUCUGAAAUUAAAGGGAAUGACAAAUUGGAGGAUAUGAAGAAAGUACUUUCCUUAAGUUUCAAUGAGUUGCCUUACUAUCUUAAAUCGUGUUUGUUGUAUUUAAGCCUCUUUCCUGAAUUUCACGCUAUCGAGCAUAUGAGAUUGAUUCGGUUGUGGGUAUCUGAAGGAUUUGUAAAUGGUGAAGAUGGUAAGACAGUAGAGGAAGUUGCAGAUAGUUACCUCAAAGAGCUUUUGAACAGGAGUUUGCUUCAAGUGGUAGAAAAGACCAGUGAUGGAAGGAUGAAAACGUGUCGAAUGCAUGACCUUCUAAGGGAAAUUGUUAAUUUGAAGUCAAGGGAUCAGAACUUUGCAACAAUAGCCAAAGAUAAAUUCAUGGUAUGGCCGGAACGAGUUCGUCGUUUAUCGAUUGUAAGUUCAUCAUAUAAAGUACUGCAACAAAAUAGGACAACAUUCCAACUUAAGUCUCUGCUAAUGUUUGCAUUAUCACAUUCACUCAAUCAUUUUUCUAUCCAUGAAUUAAGCACCUUUGGUCUUAAGUUGCUCAGAGUGUUAGACUUGCAAGAUGCACCUUUGGAGGAUUUUCCUGCUGAAAUUAUCAACCUAUACCUUCUGAAAUAUCUAAGUUUGAAGAAUACAAAGGUGAAAAGCAUUCCAGGUUCCAUUAAGAAGUUGCAGAACCUAGAGACAUUGGAUCUUAAACACACUUAUGUCACUGAAUUGCCUACUGAAAUUGCGGAGCUGAAACGAUUACGCCAUCUCCUUGUGUAUCGUUACGAGAUUGAAUCCUAUGCUCAUUUCCACGCAAAGCAUGGAUUCAAAGUGGCUGCACCUAUAGGAAACAUGGAAUCAUUGCAAAAGCUUUGUUUUAUAGAGGUAGAUCAAGGAAGUAGAGCAUUGAUGGUUGAGUUAGGAAAACUUACUCAACUUAGGAGGCUAGGCAUUAGAAAAAUGAGGAAAGAAGAUGGUGCUGCUUUGUGUUUAUCUAUUGAGAAGAUGAUCCAUCUUAGAUCACUCUCCAUAACUGCAAUAAAAGAAGAUGAGAUAAUCGAUAUUCACGAUAUUUCAAAGCCUCCUCAGUGUCUUCAACAGGUAUACUUGAGUGGAUGUUUAGAGAAGUUUCCACAAUGGAUAAAAUCUUGCAAUAAUUUAGUCAAAGUUUUCUUAAAAUGGAGCAGGUUAAAGGAGGAUCCACUGGUGUAUCUUCAAGGUUUACCAAAUCUUCGACAUCUUGAGUUUCUUCAAGUUUAUGUUGGCGAGACAUUGCAUUUCAACGCAGAAGGUUUUCCGAGUCUAAAGGUGGUAGGCCUUGAUGAUUUAAAAGGACUGAAAUCUAUGAUAAUUGAGAAAGGAGCAAUGCAAGGUCUUAAAAAGUUGAUCAUCCAACGAUGCGGUUCGUUCAAGCAUGUACCAUUAGGCAUUGAACAUCUAACUAAGCUAAAAACAAUUGAGUUCUUUGAUAUGCCUGAUGAAUUGGUUAAGGCACUGCUUCCAAAUGGAGGCAAAGAUUAUUGGAGAGUACAAAAUGUUCCAACAGUUUAUUCCACUUAUUGGAGGGAAGGUGGUUGGGAUGUUUAUUCAUUAGAGACUUUUGGGGAGAGAGAGACUGAUUCCAAUCAUAGUAGUGCUAAGAGGACUCUUGAGCUUCCUACUCUUUGGAAGGUUUAACUUUUCUUUAUGUUGAUCUAUUUAUUCUUUUAACACACUGCAUAUAUGCCAGUGAUGGAAAGUUGAUGUUAAAUUUAUGUUAAGUUUCAACUAAAAUAAAUCAGGGAGCAUAAUCUGUUUUGUGAACUCUUUGAAAUUAAAAAAUAAAAAUGUAUGUUCAGAAGUAAUUGUAAUUGUUCUUUUGUAAUUGUUAAUUUCCAUUACUUUCACUGUUAAGAAGUCUCACAUCGGAUGUGAGAUAUUCAGGCCAACUCACAUCGGAUGUGAGACUUCUUAACAAUUUCAAUAGACUUUAACAUU